Molecule: messenger RNA, 1335 nt
Organism: Fraxinus pennsylvanica
Lineage: Eukaryota; Viridiplantae; Streptophyta; Magnoliopsida; Lamiales; Oleaceae
Source: the annotation of a GenBank genome assembly
AUGGAAGAGAGUAAAAUUCUUCAAUAUUUUGAAGGAAAGACGAUUCUCAUCACUGGAGCCACAGGGUUUCUAGCAAAAAUUUUAUUGGAGAAAGUACUUAGAGUUCAACCGAAAAUCAAAAAGUUGUUUCUUCUUAUUCGAGCUGUGGAUAAGAGAUGUGCUGAAAAACGCUUACAUGAAGAGGUGCUUAACACUGAAUUGUUUGAAAUUCUGAAGGAGAAAUGUGGUGCAGACUUCAAUCAUUUUCUAUUAUCGAAAGUUAUUCCAGUUUGUGGUGAUGUUUCUCAUGAGAACUUAGGUAUUUAUGACUCAAAAUUGAGAGAUGAGAUUUCACAAGAAGUAGAUAUUAUUGUCAACUCAGCCGCAACAACAAGAUUUGAUGAAAGAUAUGAUGUUGCAUUGGGGAUCAAUGCUUUUGGAGCCAUGCAUGUCCAAAAGUUCGCCAGAAACUGUUCAAAAAUAGAUAUGUUUGUCCAUGUAUCCACAGCUUAUGUCCAUGGCUCGAGUGUAGGGAUCGUGCCGGAAAAACCAUUUUGUAUGGGCGAAACACUCGAUGGAGCUGAAAUCUCCUACUUAGACAUCAACACAGAAAAAAAGAUAGUGGAAGAAAGAUUAAGAGGACUUGAAGCUCAAAAUGCAACAGAACCAAAGAUCACAUCAGUUAUGAGAAAUUUGGGAAUUGAAAGAGCAAAGCUGCAUGGGUGGCCAAACACGUACGUGUUUACAAAGGCCAUGGGGGAAAUGCUUUUGGAGAAGCUGAAGGGAAAUGUUAAGUUCAUUAUCGUACGCCCAACAAUUAUAACAAGUACUUAUAAAGAGCCCUUCUCCGGUUGGACCGAAAGUAUAAGAACUCUCGACUGCUUCUUCGUUGGUUAUGGCAAAGGAAAAAUAAAAUUCUUCGUUGGAGAUCCCGACUCAAUACUUGACAUUAUACCUGGUGAUAUGGUGGUGAAUUCUAUGCUUGUAGCAAUGGCUACGCAUACAAAUCAACCAUCUGAUAGGUUAAUUUAUCAUAUUGGUUCAUCACGAAGAAAUCCACUAAAAUAUGCAGACAUGAAGUGGCUUAUGUAUCGUUAUUUAACUAAAAAUCCUAUGCUUGAUUCGGAAGGGAAGCCUAUCAAAGUAGAUGAAGCCAAGAUAUUGGAAACCAUGGCAAGCUUUCACAGAUAUAUUGCAAUCCGUUACUUGCCAUUUAUACAGAACUUUACAAACCGUACUUGUUCUUUCAAGGAAUUUUCGAUGACAGUACUACUGAAAAUCUACGAACGGCAACCAGAGGAAGUGAAGUGUUUAAUUUUGAUCCAAAAUGCAUUCAAUGGGAAGACUACUUUAUGA